This is a messenger RNA of Racocetra persica, 981 nucleotides long. The record is from the annotation of a GenBank genome assembly. Lineage: Eukaryota; Fungi; Glomeromycota; Glomeromycetes; Diversisporales; Gigasporaceae.
CAUAUAAAUAAGUAUAAACCUGACGAAGAGCAACAGUGGCAAAAUGCAUCGGCUAAUGCAGCAAUGAAAAAGCUAACAGAAUUGGCUAAGUAUUUUACUGAAUUAAUUUCAUUUCUUGAAUCUUUAAAAAACAAAUCAAAUUUAGAUGAGAGCAAAAGAAAAAAAGUAAAGCUUUCUAAUAAAAAAAGUUUUGCAGAUUUUAGUGCUCAAGUUAAUCCAACUUCCAUCAAUUUUGGUGCUCAAGUUAAUCUAACUUUCGUCAAUUUUGGUGCUCAAGUUAAUCCAACUUCUGUCGAUUUUGGAGUUCAAGUAUUUUUACCAGAUCUAAUAUAUAAAAGUCUUUUAGGGCAGAUUAGUAAGCUUGAAAGUGCUAAUAAGCAAUUAUUAGCCAAAAAUGAAGAGUUAAAAAAAAGGUUAUACGAAAGAUUUAUUAACCAACAAGAUCGUAUGGAAAAUGAAAUUCAUGAAGAACUUACUAAUUAUCUCUCAAUUAUUUUAGAAGAACUUUGUGUUGAAAAAAAUCAAGAAAUGAAUGUAAUUGAUAACUUGAUACAUAAUCAAAGUCAAGCGGGUUGUAUAAAAAAAUAUUCAGUUUGUAAUACCUUUAAUAUCAAUAACAAGAAGCAGCAAUCUGAUGAAUCAUCUAAUAUAGUAAACACUAAUGAAAAGUCUCUAGCUAUUAAUUCUUAUACUUUUAGGGAAUCAAGUAAGCAAUGUUUAGCUCAUGAGGUUUAUAUACCACAAAUUUAUGAUGGAGAACAAAUGUUACGCCAUGAUGCGAUACUUGAAGAGAUUAAUAAAUCUCUCAAGUCUUUAAUUCCUCUGAUACCUUCACAACAGCAUUGGGAAAUCGCGGCUCGUAAUUGUACAAAGUUUGUAAAGUUACAUACUAAUCUUUUUAAUUUAAUAGAAUUUUCUGAAAAUGAAGCCCAUGAACCUCGAAUACGUUCUAAUUAUAUUUCUGAAUCAUGUCGAUUUUGA